Bipolaris victoriae FI3 is the source of this 285-nucleotide messenger RNA. RefSeq lists its product as hypothetical. The transcript has a single exon. The record is from RefSeq and is a predicted model, not a curated record. The annotation marks the transcript as partial. NCBI's taxonomy places the organism in Eukaryota, Fungi, Ascomycota, Dothideomycetes, Pleosporales, Pleosporaceae.
AUGACCUCCCUUGGUGCCCAAAUUUCGUCAAAUCGAAUGCGCGGAUGUGAAUUAUCCUUUGAGCAACGUGUUUUUGCUCUUGCAAAGUAUGAAGCUGGUUGCAGUACGGCUGAAAUCGCCAACGAUCUCAACUGCACACAACGCUGUAUCCAGAAAACUAUACGCCGAUACAAGGACCGCAACCGCGUCACGUCCCUGCCUCGACUUGGUUCAAAAAAGAUACUAUCAUCUCGCGAUCGCCGUCUGUUAUCACGAAUAGUAAAAAAGAAUCCCUUUAUUGAGUAU